This is a messenger RNA of Andrographis paniculata, 699 nucleotides long. RefSeq names its product GATA transcription factor 4. The coding region runs from base 10 to 591 and encodes 193 amino acids. Gene Ontology annotation, biological process: regulation of DNA-templated transcription. NCBI's taxonomy places the organism in Eukaryota, Viridiplantae, Streptophyta, Magnoliopsida, Lamiales, Acanthaceae. The record is from RefSeq and is a predicted model, not a curated record. Gene Ontology annotation, molecular function: zinc ion binding; sequence-specific DNA binding. The transcript is spliced from 2 exons.
CUAAAUAAAAUGGAAAUGGAUACAUUUGUAGAUAAUUUUCUAAACUUGCCUCUCAACGAAGUCGACGCCGCCACCGUCGCAGCCGAGUCCCCGCUUGCCACCGCGGCUGCAGCUGCCGGAAAUUCCUUUGAAAAAUCGUCGCAAACCAAGGAUUCUUCUCACUUAACCGAUCUUCUAUCAAUGCCGAUCGACGAUGCAGCUGAAUUGGAAUGGCUAUCGAGAUACAUGGAUGACUCAUUUACUGAUAUGCCGAGUGAUUCUACGGAUUUUCAAUUAGGAAAUACUACGGGACGAGUUCGGAGCAAGCGCAGCCGAAUGUCGGAAGGCGGUGCUGCGAAUAGGAAAGAAUGUUUCGGCAUCGAAAUAGCAAGAAAAUGCACGCACUGCGCGUCCGAGAAAACGCCUCAAUGGAGGUCCGGGCCUUUAGGGCCAAAGACACUUUGCAAUGCUUGCGGAGUCAGGUACAAGUCAGGGCGCUUGGUCCCGGAGUACCGGCCAGCGGCAAGUCCGACUUUCGUGUUAACUCAGCAUUCGAACUCCCAUCGGAAGGUUCUGGAACUUCGUCGGCAAAAGGAGAUGCUUCAACAGUAGGAGGAGAAGGAAGGGUAAAAUAGUCAUUUCAAGAUUUUCUUAUAUCAGUAAUCAUAUUGUAGAGGAUGCAUUUGUAUUCCAAGUUAUAUAAGAAAGUUUUCAAAUACU